AUGCUGCGUAAAUGCAUUAUCAUCGAGAGAUCAACCACCCCAACUCUCGAAUCCCAAAAACCAAUGAUGAAUGUCGACGGUGUUCGGCGGGUAACUGUGGCCACCGGAAACAAGGCUCUGUUAGAACAGAGCUACUGGAGGAACUUGGCGAGACUCAGGUUCGCUCGGUAUUUUGAGCAGUUCAUACACCACCAGAGACGACCACCAGACCGAUCCGUCUCCAAGAUCCAUGUGUGCUCGGUGAACGAGUUCAACACAUCCCAGGUGUGCUCGGUGAACGAGUUCAACACAUCCCAGUCGUGUUUGAGUCGGUAUCUGAGACGAUUCUUGGCUCACACUGUCACGGUUUAUCCCUCCUCCGAAGAGGAUGGGAGUCCUCUCGCUCCUCAAUUUUCACAGACGAGUCCGAGCAGGGCUGUGGGUCUCUGAAUCAACUGAGCCAGAAAAAUCAGGCUUUAGGAGGACUGACGACUCGAUGAAUUGACCGAAGCCAUAAUCAAUUUGACACUACAAUGAUUGGUGCCUGUACGAUCGGGACCUUUACCGUCUGUUUCGCAGAGUGAGGUCUUGCGGCAUUCAGUAUAUGGAAUCUCGGGGGACGCUCCGAAUCGUGCGCUAAAGUCGUCGGUUAUGAUUUAUGUCAUGAACCAACAUUGGCAGGAACAAGUCCCAGCGCGCCAUCAUUCGCGCGCACCGCUGUGCAACAUGUUCCUAAUCUCCCAC
Polychytrium aggregatum is the source of this 723-nucleotide messenger RNA. RefSeq lists its product as uncharacterized. Lineage: Eukaryota; Fungi; Chytridiomycota; Chytridiomycetes; Polychytriales. The transcript has 5 exons. The record is from RefSeq and is a predicted model, not a curated record. Bases 1 to 429 code for a protein of 142 amino acids.